GGAACACAAUUUGGGGCACCAUGGCUGACGAGAGCAUCGAAGAUAGAUUCAAGAAGGCCGUCUGGCUCAUCCGCAAUGGCCCCAAGAUGGACUCGACCAACGAGCAGAAGCUGACGUUCUACUCUUACUUCAAGCAGGCCACCAAAGGAGAUGUGGAAGGCACUCAGCCAUGGGCGGUGCAAAUCGAGGCCAGGGCCAAGUGGGACUGGUGGGCCAAACUCAAGGGCAUGAGCAAGGAGGAGGCCAUGCAGCACUACAUAGACCUCCUCGGCGAUCCUGAGAUCUGGGAGAACCACGAACUGCUCAAGAGUACCUACAAGCCCGCGGAGUUUGACCUUGCAAAGAUCUGAGUAGCACAGCUGCACCUUAAAGCAGAGCGCAGAAUGGUCUUAUGCUUAGGAACUGUGUCCAGUACCAGAUCAGCCUCUCAAAUGAGAGGAUGCUCAGAUGAACUCCUGCUUAGCAGCUAGAACAAUUCAUAUCCCAGAAUUGUACUCAGUCAAUUCUGCAGGCAUCAAUACCUAUGCACUGCCAGAGUAUGCCUGCUGGAGGGCUGGCUAGCAGCCCUCCCAAACGGCUCAAAAUUCAUUGGGCAAGGGCAUUUUGUACAUAGCGUAUCACGCAGUGCCUGAAGCUUUGUAAAUUGCUGCACUGUUAC
Messenger RNA from Coccomyxa subellipsoidea C-169, 658 nucleotides. RefSeq names its product ACBP-domain-containing protein. The record is from RefSeq and is a predicted model, not a curated record. The transcript has 2 exons. Gene Ontology annotation, molecular function: fatty-acyl-CoA binding. NCBI's taxonomy places the organism in Eukaryota, Viridiplantae, Chlorophyta, Trebouxiophyceae, Coccomyxaceae. The coding region runs from base 21 to 350 and encodes 109 amino acids. Gene Ontology annotation, biological process: fatty acid metabolic process.